This is a messenger RNA of Cucumis melo (muskmelon), 494 nucleotides long. RefSeq lists its product as uncharacterized. NCBI's taxonomy places the organism in Eukaryota, Viridiplantae, Streptophyta, Magnoliopsida, Cucurbitales, Cucurbitaceae. The record is from RefSeq and is a predicted model, not a curated record.
AAAGCAUCCAAAGCCUUGGUUUGAUAUGAUAUGGCAUGGCAUCCAAAUUUUCCAUAUUUCUAACAUUCAAUUCCCUUCACUUUCGUAGAACCUAAGGAAGGAAGAAGAAAGGCUUUGAAAUAAAACAAACAAAAAUGUGUCCGCUGAGAUUUAUUCUCAUAUUUCUCUCAGCGACUCUUGCCGGCUUCUUCCUUAUCCGUAACCUCAAAUCUCCCUCUCAAGAUUUCCACGCCCAAGACCAUACUUCCGAUUCCAAUUCCUCUUCAUCCCCCAACUCCAUCAAGGUCCUUCUUCCUCACUUCUUAUACAAUUCUUCUUUAGUUUCUUCCAUUUCCAUAUCAAAUCUUUCUUUCAUUAAUAUUUGGUGUGUACGUACGUGUCGUAUAUAUGUUUGAACAAUCUCAUCGGGGUUCUGGACGGUGGUAGAUAUGGCUUCCGGUCGCUACUUAUGGAGGCAUUUGUUUUCGUCGUCGUCGGAGAAGGCUUCCGAUUGA